Molecule: messenger RNA, 2477 nt
Organism: Oreochromis aureus
Lineage: Eukaryota; Metazoa; Chordata; Actinopteri; Cichliformes; Cichlidae
Product: free fatty acid receptor 3-like
Exons: 2
Coding region: 82-1044 (320 amino acids)
Biological process (GO): G protein-coupled receptor signaling pathway; cellular response to fatty acid
Cellular component (GO): plasma membrane
Molecular function (GO): G protein-coupled receptor activity
Source: RefSeq, a predicted model, not a curated record
AGCGGAGCUGAAGGACUAAGUGGGCAGCAGACUGAUCGCAUCACGUCAGUGUCUCUGAGAGUGCGUCUCUAAGAAGCCACCAUGGCAUACACUCUGCUGCUUUCUGUCUACAUUAUCACCUUCCUCAUGGGAGUUCCUGCCAACAUCCUGGCAUUUGGUACCUUCUGCCGCAAGGUGUAUCGCAAGCCAACCCCGAUAGACAUCCUCCUCCUCAACCUGACCAUCUCAGACCUGAUUUUCCUGGCUUUGCUGCCUUUUAAAAUGAAGGAGGCCUUUGAUGACAUGGAGUGGUUGGUGCCCUACUCCCUCUGUCCCUUAACUGGUUUUCUCUUCUAUGUUACCAUCUACAACAGCACCCUGCUGCUCACCGCCGUGAGUGUGGAGCGUUACCUAGGGGUCGCCCACCCCAUCAGGCAUUCCCUCAAUCGGCGGCCUCGUUAUGCUUUGUUGGCCUGCGUCAUGUUCUGGUUGCUAACGUCUCUGAACCUCAUCGUCGUCUACAUCAUGCCUUACCUCCAGUGGAGAGACACCAAUGGCAGCACUCCCGCCACACCUCCACCUAACUGCUACCUAAAUUUCUCCGAUAAAGAGCUUGCAAUCCUGCUGCCGUUCCGCCUCGAGCUCUUCCUCGUCCUCUUCUGCAUCCCCUUCAUCAUCUGCUGCUUCUGCUAUGUCAACCUAAUCCUUAUCCUGUCCCGUCUCCCAAAUAUCAGCAGGCGGCGGAGGCUGCGAUGCAUUGGUCUGGCUCUUGGCACACUGAUCGUAUUCUGCGUCUGUUUUGGUCCUUACAACAUCUCCCAUGUGGUGGGCUUUGUCAAUAAGGAGAAUCAGGAGUGGAGGACUGUGGCGUUGCUUUCCAGCACCUUAAAUGCCUGCCUGGAUCCAUUUAUCUUCUACUUGUCCUCGUCAGCUGUUAGAAGCAUGUUAAAGCACUGCUUCAGGAACAUCACAGCAAAGCUGCACAUCCUGCGGUGUGAAGGUACUCAUCACCGUCCUCAACAGAAACCAGAAACCGAAAAAUACAAGAAAGCAGAACCUUCUUGAAAGUUCUAGAGAAAUUGUGAAUGUAUUUAUUUUAUACAAAAGAUAUGGACAAAAUGAAAAGCCAGGAAAUGUUGUUCCACUGUGUGACUUUGAGUCAGUUGCUGUCAGUGGUUUAAUUUAUUUAAGGUAAAAUAUUUAAAGCUGAGUUUGAGUGAUAUGAAUUAAUUUCUGUAUUGUAAUGUGUGUUAACUGUGUUACUGUUGAUUUUAUCAACUGAUGUCAUAAAUAACCAUAGUAUUUUGUUACCAACUUAAAUAGGACUUUAAAUAAGAGCUAAAGAAAAAUCUGGUUUAGAUUAGUUUUAUCUCCUGAAAAUAAGGUAAUUAUUAUUUUUUCCCCUGAAUCAGGUCUUAUUAUGAUUAAGAUCUGAGAACACGAAAACAAAUAGAUAUAAACACAGUCUGCAAACCAAACUAGUAGAACUACACAACCAAAGAAAUAAACUAUGAAAACAGUCAAACUCUGAUAAAUGUUUCAAAACUCUCCAAAGGAGGAUAAUGUAUUUUAAAUGAAGUUUUAUCCACCUAAAAAAAGACAAAAGUUAUAGCUAUGCUUAAAAAGUAAUAUUGAAAGUGUAUCAAUUCCUGAUGUGGAUCAAAUGGUAUCAUGCACAAAAAGGUUCAUGCUGAAAAAUUGAGUAGGAGUAAUAACUGUUACUAGAACAGUGCAAAAAUAAGUGAGCCAAGGACAGAACCCUGUGGAACCCCAUUUUGGAUUGGUUGAGAUAUGUGGACCAGCUUUUGAAGAUUAACUCUGAGUUAUUAUUUAUCUGAUGAAAAAGAGCACUUCUUUGUUACACUUUGAAUACAGUAAGAACUAAAAAGGUUUUUUGUUUUUUUAGUUAUUUGCUCAGGUGGAAUGAUAAUAUAUGUAUGGAGGUCUAGACUGUUAUAAAGCUAAAGCUUAUUAUCUUUUUGUUCAUCUUUACUCAGAGGCUAGAGGUGCACUGUCCGUCUGUCUUUUGGCUAUAAAUGUAACAGGAAACAGACCCUUCAGAGCACCUGCUGUAUACACGGUGCUGUACUCAUGUCACUCAGAGUUCAACAAGGACACUGUUUAAUUAAAGAUAAUUGCUUUAUCCCUAUAAAACACUUAAAAAAAACCCCAUGUUAGACCAUAUAGGCAGGAAGCGGAGAGACUGUACAUUGCUGAGCUAAUAUGAAAUUAUGAGCACAGACAGCCUGGAAGUGUAAACACAGAGAUUAAACAUGGAUGUAGUGACACAGUUAUAAAGUGUGUGUCCUUGUGCUUUGUAGAGACUUAAGACAGGUAACUGAUAACUGACUUCAGGCCAUUUCCUGUCAGUAACAAUGAACGCUGCACUCUUGCGCAGGUGCAGAGAUGUACACACCUCAUAGCCCUUUAUCGUGUCCAGGUGUACACUGCACUCAGUGUGCACAAACACAGUUUAUUUGGAGCUGUCAGGCUGAAUG